Molecule: messenger RNA, 1353 nt
Organism: Theileria equi strain WA
Lineage: Eukaryota; Apicomplexa; Aconoidasida; Piroplasmida; Theileriidae
Product: MORN repeat domain containing protein
Exons: 3
Coding region: 109-1353 (414 amino acids)
Source: RefSeq, a predicted model, not a curated record
CUUCUAAAUUCGCAACUUUUCCUCCUGCGUUCUUUAUUUAUUAAAAACAUCUUUAAUACUCUUUUUAAGUCCUAUUCAUGGGCUACUCUCCUCUCACAUUUGGGAAAGAUGGGUUCCGUUUGCACAAAGGGUGAACACAAAAACGCCUCUAGUGUAAAGGAAGAAAAAGAGGAGCCGCAGCCAGAGGAAAAGGCACCGGCCGAAGAGCCCAGCACUACCAGCUCCAAGGGAUUUGCAACCUCCGGGUUCGGCCUCAAGUCUCUGAACAAGUGGGACCUCGACUACGUCUCACAUCUCGUCGGACACCCAGUCACCAGCUUUGAAACGUCCCGAAUCAUACACGCAGAAGACGGACGCACCAAGAGAACGCCUAUACUACUCUCAGACGGAUCCGUGUACUUUGGACAGUGGAAGGGGACUCAUCGCGAUGGAUUUGGUCACUAUUUUGUAUCUGACGGAAGUCAGUAUAUCGGCUUCUUCUUGAAUGAUUUAUUUCACGGCCAUGGGGAGAUGCAAUUCCUGAAUGGCGAUUCAUUCAAGGGGCUAUUUAAGCACGGUUUAAGGAAUGGAAAAGGAAUACUAAACUAUAGCAGUGGUGACAUGUACGAGGGAAUGUGGAAAAACGGAGUACGUAUGGGAUACGGAGUAGAACGAUAUCUAGACGGCUCUGUAUAUAUGGGUGGUUUUAGAAACAACAGGAGAUUUGGCAAGGGUGAACUUAAAACGGCGGACGGAACUAUAUAUGAAGGAUCCUUUAAUAACGGGAUUUCAGGUCUAGGCAAGAUGUACUGGACCAGCGGAGAAUCCUAUCAGGGGUAUUUUAAAAAUGGAAUAAAACAUGGAAAGGGUACAACAAUGUGGAAAAUUGGUCCAGUUGUAAGUCAGAAGGGAACAUAUAAAAAUGGCAAGAUGAACGGCCUAUUCCGCACAGUAUUGCGGGACGGAACGGUUGUUGAUGGUUUUUAUGUGGAUGAUACCCUGGUAGAGCAGCCAGAGGAAGAAGCAGUACCUGCGGAAACACCAGCAACCCAAGGAGAACGGAAUAAGGAGGAACAACCUGAUGGAGAAAAUGAACUUACAGAUGCUUCCACAGAGCAUGGAAGCAUGGAUGACGCAGUUGAAGACGGUAAAGAUUCAACACACAUGACUUCAAACUAUGCUGAUACCAGUGUCUCUCUAUCAGUAAAGGAGAUUCCAAUUGAGUAUAAAGACUAUAAUAGUGAUUUUAUGGAUUCAGAUCCAUCUGAAGAGUUUGUGCCCCCAAAACACAAGGGGUGGCACAAACCAAAGACUCAUAAACAACCCUUUCCUAAAGGUAACAAGCAUGGGAAUGCAAGAAACUAUGUAUAUUAG